Messenger RNA from Pangasianodon hypophthalmus (striped catfish), 3455 nucleotides. It is a transcript of the gene commd7, whose product is annotated as COMM domain containing 7. The transcript has 9 exons. Lineage: Eukaryota; Metazoa; Chordata; Actinopteri; Siluriformes; Pangasiidae. Bases 88 to 690 code for a protein of 200 amino acids. The record is from RefSeq and is a predicted model, not a curated record. Gene Ontology annotation, molecular function: NF-kappaB binding. Gene Ontology annotation, biological process: negative regulation of DNA-templated transcription; tumor necrosis factor-mediated signaling pathway.
GUGCUGAAAUGAAUGUGAGUGGAAAUACGGAGGUAGAUGUGAAAGCUCAGUUACAGUAGCUAUUUGACAAGGAACUCGCUUGAUAUAAUGUUGCAGUUGCAUUUUACUAAAGACGCUCUGCCCGAUAAUGUCAGCAGCGAUUUUCAGACUUUGAAUAAAUUCAGUGAGCAGCAAUUUCUGAGUUUGACUGAUUUAUUGUACCAGUUUCUGUUGGAGCCUAAAGAGUCAGAGCGGUUCCUGGCCCAGCUGAGUGAAUUUGCAGGAGAGAAUGGCAUGGGGGCAGGUCCACUUAGAGGACUAAUGAAGAGCAUUCUGCUGCUUCCACAUGGUGCUAUGAAGAAGAACCUGACAGCUGAGCAGGUAAAAGAGGACCUGCUCUCACUUGGGUUGACUGAAGACAAGGCCAGUCACUUCUCUGAUCAGUGGAGGAUUCAUUACCCAGUGUUGUCCAGAUUGGCAGUUGCACAGACGCUGAUGGUGAACCAACUGGUGGAUAUGGAAUGGAAAUUUGGCGUUACUGUAGGAACAAGUGAACUGCAGAAAGCUGGAAACAUCUUCCUGCAGCUUAAAUUGGUGCUCAGGAAGGGCAACACAACAGAAAAUGUUUAUAUGGAACUGACUCUACCACAGUUCUAUAACUUCCUUCAUGAGAUGGAAAGAGCCAAAGCCAAUAUGGACUGCUUCAGUUGAGGACCAGGAUCCGUUCACACUGGACUCCUUUAAUGUUGACAGAUACAGUGUUGGUGAAUCAUGGAAGCUAUUGAAUGUGUGUAUGGGCAUGAAUGAAUAUAUGUGUUUAAAAGUGGUUAAUGUAUGACUCUAAUGUUUCCAUACACAGGAAAAUCUUUAGUGCACUUUGAUCUGUUACUUGAUCUGUCACUUUGAUCCUUCACUAGUUUGUUGUCUUUUAUAUGAUGAAAUCUACUUACUUAAUAAAACAAAUCGUUCAAUACAAAGACCAAUUUUUUUUUUCCCGGUACAUGACCAAAACUCUCAAAAUAAAAGUAUAAAAGUAACAGUCUAGAUUUUUCCAUGUCACUUAGGUACUACCAACACGGGGACAUGUUGUAUAUUUAGUAUGAAUAUUUUACCUGGAACUUUUAAAAUAAUUUAAGGCACAUAAUUAGACCUUAAGGACCACUACUCUAACAGCUAAUUAAAGUUACACCAUGUGCACUUUCCUGGGUAAAGGAUACAUACAGUAGUAAAAGUACAAAACAUGCACUCUUGAUGGCACCACUCCAGCAUUCAUUUCUUAGAGAUAAUAACGGACAAGAUUUUAACAAAUUGUUUAGAAGAUCAGAUUGUAAAGUUUUAUAUCUGUUUAUUUCUGUGCCUAAAAGCAGCCACUAUCCAAUUAACUCAGGCACUUAAAACUGAAGUAUCUCCACAUAUACCGAAUUUUUCAGCAGUAUUGAGUGGUUUCAGCUUAUUUCUUAUUCUUUUUAGAAUAAUAUUCAGAUUUCUUUCUUUCUUCACAAAAGCUGUGACAUUUAUAACCAACAUCUUGCAUCAUUUAUCUUGAACUCUCUAGUCUCUCAUCACCCUCUCUCUCUUUGUGUGUCUCCCUCUCUCACCUUGUGCAUGUCAGAGCUUGUUCCACAGAACAAAUUGCAGAAUCACAUGUGAGAGAUCAGGACCCACCGACAGUAAGAAAGCAAAGCAUUGUGCCCUUUUUUCUUUUGUCCUGUGUUUCUUUCCCCAGCAGGACUCCAUGAUUUGUGUGCAGUCUUUCUUGAGGACAUUCACUGGAAGGAUUCAUCAUAGGUUUUGUUGUCUACCUGAAGGCAAUUAAGUGGUCAGACCAGGUAAUAAGCUCACAAUUACAUAAACACAGUACAUUAUGUGAGCAUGCGUGGUUGCCUGCAUAUGACAAGGAAAUGGAGAAAACAGAGAAACUUACCGUUACACUAGAGACUAAAAAGGGGAAGUCUCAUUUCCACUGGAUUUAAGUAGAGACCACAUACACACACCGAUUACUGAGAAUUCUGUCACAUGCAUCUGGGGAGUUCCGAGAGUAAAAUAGCAGCUGUAUGCCUACAUAGUCCAUGUGUAGGUUUAUUGUGCUCAUUUCUAGAAUUUUUGGCACUAUGCAAAAAGUGAUUUUUGAGUUUAAAUAUAUAGGCACUAUAUAUUAAUAGUUAAUAGUUCAAAAAAACAGUGCAAUUUGCACUACAAAACACUAAUUUAGAAAUGAUUGCCAUCUAUAUAAAUAUUUGAUGAAACCGCCCAGGAGAGAAAAGCACGCUUCUUUAAUUCAGACAACAGUUAAAACCUGAAGAAAAAAAAAAAGUUGAAAUCUGUGAGACAUUUAUUUUUUGUAUUAUUUUAAUCAUUUCUGUGAUUUGGAUGUAUGUUGGGGUUCAUUGUGUUGUUUAAAGCUCCAUCUACUGCCAACCUUCUAGCAGAAACGAACACGUUUUGUGAUAAAAUAUCCUGGUAUUUAGCAGAAUUAAUGUCAUUAAUCUUCAUAAGAGCACCUGAACCACCAUCCACAAAACAGCCCCAAAACAUCAAUGAUCCACCACCAUAUUCUAUCGGGGUUGGAGGCAUUUUCUUCUAUAAGGUCCACAUUCUAUGUCAUACAUGCCGGUGAUGUUAAAGGCUAUGUCAUUCUAAUAACUCUUGGUAAAGUUAAAGUGCUUCCCAUCACCAUCCUCCUCACUGUGCAGGGGGUCAGUAUGCUCAUGGGUUUGCCAAUUACUGGCAUUUUUUUUAACUGCUCCAAUCUUUUGAAACUUAUUAUGUCUCUGAUUGUGCUUAAUGAUCAUUUUUAAUUUGUUAUGUAUUUUAUGUCCAUUAUCUGAUAUGAAAACACACAAGCAGUUAUAUAUUUCCAUCUGUCUCUUUUAUGCUGAGCUGUUUGCAAAGGUUCUAGAUACUGAGAGCAAUUUGAUUAAAAGUAGAUUUUUCCAUUAAGGAUGACUGAUUGCAUUUAUUUUAAAUAUUCUUCAACACUGUCAGUAAUUGUACAGUAAAGAAAAAGGUAUAAAUUUUUUAUGACAAUGAUUUUGUAAGAGGAAGAGAAAGUAGUUUCCCCUGCUACUUGGCUGGAAGAUUUGAAUAAUUGUGUGUAUUAUUUUAUGAUUUUAUGAUUAUUUUAUGAUUUUUGAUUGUAAACAGUCCCCCACUUCCUCAUGCAAAUGCAGACUGUCACCCUCCAAGACAGUGUGUUUGUCUAGUGACUGUUGGAUAGAAAAAGCAUAUACAGACCGCAGUGCAUAGAGCCGAAAGCCAACAGGACAUUUCAUAUAGUUAGAAAGUUAUUUUUAACCCUUCCAUGAUUUUUUUUUUUCAUUUUGAACCUUGGUUGACUUGAGACUAAUGAAAUUAAAUAUGUAAAACAUAUUUUAAAAACAAACAAACAAACAAACAAAAACAGUUAGUGGAUUUAGAUAUCCUGGGACAGAAGGGCAUCCAUUAAAAUUAAAAAAAAUAAAAAAUAAAAAAAAAAA